AUGUCCGACAGCGAAUCGGAAACAAAGGCGGCUCAACUCGAGCCGGAGCUGCGCGACAUGAAGCUCGAGGCAGGUGCGGCCCCUGGGCAACCAGGCGAGGGCGGCAACCCAGUACAAGUAAAGGCGGAAGACCUAGACAACCAUGACCUCGACCGCGCCUCUACACCCUCAGUAUUACACCAGCUCAAGGCUCGCUCAAAGUCGCAAUCACCCUUCGUAAAGGGACAAAAGUCGGAGGCUGCGUCGCCAGCCAGCGCUGAAGAGGAGGUUGUUGGAGGAGAAGUCGUACUCAAAAUGUCGCCUGGAGGCAAGGCGGCCAAGCUCUCGCGAAUCGCGUCUCAUACCCUAGUAAAACGCUCGACGCCACUCUUCCUCGAUUAUCCAGAUGCCAUCGAAUCGGCAAAAGAGACAUUUGAGAUUCUCCCGGAAUGUACAUACUCUAGCAAGAAUAUCGGGUCCACCGACCCUGCUCUAGAGUGUGAUUGUUCUGAGGAAUGGGAUCCCUCUACCAAGACCAACGCUGCUUGCGGUGAAGAUUCCGACUGCAUCAACAGACAUACAAAGAUGGAAUGCAUCAACAACUGCAGUUGCGGCAGGAAGUGCCAGAACCAACGCUUCCAGCGCAAACAGUAUGCCGACGUUACCGUCAUCAAGACCGAGAAGAAAGGAUUUGGUCUCCGUGCUAAUAGGAAUAUGAUGCCUGGGGAGUUCAUUUUCGAGUACAUUGGAGAAGUUAUCAAUGAAUCGCAAUUUAGAAAACGAAUGCUGGCUUACGACAAGGAAGGCAUCAAGCAUUUCUAUUUUAUGUCGCUCAGUAAGGGAGAGUUUGUAGAUGCCACCAAAAGAGGUAACCUUGGAAGAUUCUGCAAUCACUCUUGCAAUCCAAAUUGUUUUGUAGACAAAUGGGUUAUUGGAGACAAGCUUCGAAUGGGAAUAUUUGCAGAGCAGCAGAUCAAAGCGGGUGAAGAGCUCGUUUUCAACUACAACGUCGAUCGGUAUGGGGCAGACCCCCAACCCUGCUACUGUGGAGAGCCAAAUUGCUCUGGGUUUAUCGGCGGAAAGACGCAGUCUGACAACGCCACAAAUCUUUCACAUGCCACAAUCGAGGCGCUCGGCAUUGACGAUGGCGACGGCUGGGAUACAACUGUGGCGAAGAAGCCUCGCAAGAAGAAAGCGAGUGAGGACGACGAAGAAUACGUCAGCAACUUGCAACCCCGCUCGCUCGAGGAUGACGGAGUACCGAAGGUCAUGGCAGCUCUACGGCAGUGUACGGAGAAAUGGAUUGCAGUGAAGCUACUUGGGCGUAUACAGCAGACUGAGAACGAGAAGGUCGGGCAUCGUAUGAUCCGUAUGCACGGUUACGAGACUUUCAAGAAAACCAUAACAACCUGGAUAGACGACUUCAAUGUCGUUCUGCAGGUUCUCGACAUUCUUCACAGGCUCCCGCGAAUUACUCGGAACAAGAUUCAGGACUCGAAGAUCGAAGAAGCGGUAGAGAAACUCAAGAGUUGUGGAGAUGAACGAGUAGAAGAGUCUGCUGCGAGUCUCCUGGGUGCUUGGAGUAAGCUCGAAGUUGCCUACAGGAUACCUCGCAUGAAACGAGACCCUAACGCCAGCACACCUCUCCGCACCGAGAACCAUUUUGAACGGCGUGAGCGAGGUCGCGAGCGAUCAAGAUCUCGUUCGAAGUCGCCUUCGAUUAGUGCGCCGAAAGGUCCGUCUGUAUCGAACGUGCCAUCAGGUCCUCGCGGUCUGAAUGCACCCAGAGGACCAGGGGGCUUCUUCAACCCUCCACGUCCACCGCCCCGGCCUCGAACGUUUAAUGCUCUUCCUCCUGGAUGGUUUCAGGCCACUUCGGACAACGGUUCAACCUACUAUUAUAACGCGACAGGUACAACGCAAUGGCAACGACCUAGUCAGGCUGCAAAUCAACCGCCACCACCACCACCCAAGGCGAAAACAGAUACUCAACUGCUCCAGGACAUCAUUUCCAGCAUUACAUCUAAUGUGACGCCCACUGCACCCUCUGCAUCUACCACUCCGCAACCUACUGCCGAUGAAGAGAAAGGAAAGAAAUCGAAGAGUGAAAAGUGGCGAAGUCUGCCCCAAGAGAAACAGGAGAAGCUUUAUGAAGCUACUCUCUCCCCACACAUCAUGGCAGUGACGUCUCACUAUCGCAAGAAGUUUGAAAAGGAUGACCUCAAGAAACUGUCCAAAGAGGUAGCCAAAAAGCUCGUUCGCGGCGACUAUAAAUCCGGGCGCGUCAAGGACCCCACAGCCAAGCUCUCCUCUAAACACGAAAAAACCAUCAAAGCCUUCGUCAAGGAUUUCAUGUCCAAAGCCGCCAAGAAGAAAGACGAACGCCAGGACCAAAAGGCCGCGCGCGCAGACGCACGCCUACUCGCAGCAGACGAUCGAACAAAGUCACCUGACACACCACAACUCAACGCCUCGACUAUUGAAGAAACAGACUGGGCCGAUGCCGACGCUGACGACGACAUGCUGGACGUCAAGCACGAGGUCGCGCUGUCGGCCUCCCCCGCAGACUCGACUGAACUCAAGCGCAAGCGAGAACACGACGACGUCCGCGACGAGCAGAAACGCACCCGCACAGACGAGAUGCAGACUCCACCUGCACCGCCUCCUCCGCCGCCCCCACCGCCCCCGCCGGCGGCUGACAUGCCCGUCGAGGAUACCGAGGAGCGCGGCUUCACGCCCAUGGACGACGACGCGGAUAGCACGCCAAGCGUCAACGGCAAGGCGGCGCUACAUGCUGUUGCCCAUACCAACGGUCAUGGGUAUGCGAGUCCUAUGCAGCUCGCUACCCCGCCGACGAAUGUAUCGGGAGGUAUGGGUGUGAAUGGUAACGGUCAUGUCAAUGGUGGUGCGUCGUGA
Molecule: messenger RNA, 2895 nt
Organism: Dothidotthia symphoricarpi CBS 119687
Lineage: Eukaryota; Fungi; Ascomycota; Dothideomycetes; Pleosporales; Dothidotthiaceae
Exons: 6
Coding region: 1-2895 (964 amino acids)
Biological process (GO): regulation of DNA-templated transcription
Cellular component (GO): chromosome; chromatin; nucleus
Molecular function (GO): protein binding; histone H3K36 methyltransferase activity
Source: RefSeq, a predicted model, not a curated record